CAGUAAUCGGUGUCCUCAAAAGCAGCACCGACUCUGGCGCCACCUGCAGGAUCGCCACGACCUGCGCCUUCCGCUCCAGCAGGGGGCGACAGUGCAAUAUGUAUUAUGCCGUGCACGCAAAGACUGACAGCUCUCUUUCUCUUAUUGACUUUGUUUACGUUGGAAGCUAGCUGGCUAACUUAGCUAGCCAAACAGCUUUCCUUCAACAACAAAAAAAUGUCUAAAAUAGAGUUCUUGAGAGUGUUUCUCAACCAGAAAUUGAUAGCGGCAGCUGAGGAGAUAUUUGGUGUCGUUGAAGAAACGAUAGCAGAGUACCAGGAAGAGGUUUCUCGCACAAAGGAGGAGAACAGGCAUCUACGGAGCAUGCUGGAUGUCCGGACUAAGACAGAUAUCAAGUUACAUAGUCAAGCAGGCCUCCAGCAGCUCACUGUCACCGUGUCUGAUGAGGUGGUUUCCCCUGAGCAGCAGGAGUGGAGCCCCAGUCUGGGGCAGAAGGACCCAGAACCCACACAGAUGAAAGAUGAACAGGAGGAACCAAGGACCAGUCAGGAGGAUGAGAAUCAUGUCAAUGAGUUUAUCAAUUGUUACGGCUGUGUAUCAAGUGGCUAUUAUCAAGACCCAACUCAGUCCUCACAUGGAGAGAGAUACUCUCUACCCAGCACCUCAACUGAACAGAUCAAAACAGAACCUUAUGUAGAAGACUAUGGCGUAUCAGAACCAACCAGAGAGUCUCAGCCCUUCUCUGCAGUAGAUACAGAGUGUUCUGCAGCUCAGAGUGAAAACAGAGGACAUAUUGACAGGAUGGAGAGUGGAGGACCUCUGUCAGGUCUAACGUUAAAGCCACUCAAAUCAAAGAGAACAAAGACGGUAGAAGGACAAAGUUCUCACAUCAGUGUUAAGGACAGGAAAUUGAACCAUCUAAAAUCACACUCGAGACCCAGUGUAAGCUGGGAUGCUGCUCCUAGUUGUAAGGUAUGUGGAAAGCAAUUUGACUCCAUGGUUUCUUUAUUAAAUCAUGUGCAAACGCACACACAGAAUAAAGAACAUCUUUGUGGUGUGUGUGGAAAAUUCUGUCAGUCCACAGAAAGAAUGAUAGAUCACCUACAAACUCACAUUGGAGCAAAGUGUUGUCAUGUUUGUGGUAAAUAUUUUGCUUGGGAUACUUUCCUGAAAAGGCAUUUGAGGAGUCAUACAGGGGAGAAGCCGUUUCGCUGUCAUGAUUGUGGCAAAGGAUUUACUCAGCGCGGACACCUAAACUUACAUAUGAGAAGCCACACAGGGGAGAAACCACAUCAAUGCCAGGAUUGUGGCAAAGGAUUCAGUCAGAGUGGAAACCUGGCAGUGCAUAUGAAGAGCCACUCUGGGGAGAAACCACAUCACUGCCCUGUUUGUGGCAAAUGUUUCAUAAGAAACCCUGAUCUGACAGUGCACAUGAGGACUCAUACAGGGGUGAAACCAUAUAAGUGCCAGUUUUGUGGCCAAGGAUUCAAGCAGAAUUAUAACCUGAAACUGCACAUGAAGAUCCACAUGGAAAAAAACAUAUCAUUGCCAUCUUUGUGACAUGUAUUUCAUCACUAGCACCCAGUCAACCUGGCAUGAGAUUUCACAUGGUAGAGAAAGGCAUCACUGCCAUGACUGACAGAGGCUUUGCAUAGACUGGAAGUUUGGCAAGGCAUAAUGACAAUGCACAAAAUACUUUAGUGUAGAAAAUACUGACAGUAGACCUUGUUUGUGAUACAUGUUUCACUCAGCAGCUUUAUUGAGGAACGUUUUUACUCGCAGUGACUGUUCAUAUGUGGUAGUUUUACCUGUUUUGAAUGUACAGUCGUGGUCAAAAGUUUUGAGAAUGACACAUGUAUUGGUCUUCACAAAGUUUGCUGC
Coregonus clupeaformis (lake whitefish) is the source of this 1881-nucleotide messenger RNA. Its product is annotated as zinc finger protein 227-like. Gene Ontology annotation, molecular function: RNA polymerase II cis-regulatory region sequence-specific DNA binding; DNA-binding transcription factor activity. The transcript has 2 exons. Gene Ontology annotation, biological process: regulation of transcription by RNA polymerase II. Bases 217 to 1560 code for a protein of 447 amino acids. NCBI's taxonomy places the organism in Eukaryota, Metazoa, Chordata, Actinopteri, Salmoniformes, Salmonidae. The record is from RefSeq and is a predicted model, not a curated record.